Panicum hallii is the source of this 1101-nucleotide messenger RNA. RefSeq names its product ankyrin repeat and SAM domain-containing protein 6-like. The transcript has 6 exons. The record is from RefSeq and is a predicted model, not a curated record. Bases 110 to 784 code for a protein of 224 amino acids. Gene Ontology annotation, molecular function: protein binding. Lineage: Eukaryota; Viridiplantae; Streptophyta; Magnoliopsida; Poales; Poaceae.
GCCGUUCCAACUCUCUCCCCCGCUCCCCCUCCCCCGUCGUCCUCCCCUCCUCGCCGACGAAACCCUACGCGCUCCCAAGCCGCCGCCACCGCCCGCCUCCGCAGGCGCGAUGUACGCCGACAGGAGCUCCGGGCGGAAGCGCUCCGUCAGGGACCGCCUCGGGUCGGGCGGCGGCUCGCGCUCCCGGUCUGACGACGCAAAAAGGUUUCGCCGGGAUGAUGGGACGUGGAGGCGUGAGCUUUAUAAGGAUUCUGGAGGAACCCAAACUUCAUCUGGACCUACUUCCAGAAAUCUUCAAUCAAACAAAAAAUCUCAAGUGGAGCAAAGGAUUGAGGUUGUGAAGAAAUCAUCAGUUCCAGAUCUUCGUGAAAAGCUAUCUGGUAUCCCGAGCCAGCGCCCUCAACUUAGCAGUACUGUUCAGGUCCCAAAGCCUGCAAGAGAGAUCGUUAAUAGCGACAAACCUGUUCAGAAGAGAGACCCCCCUCCAACUGCCGCCCCUCCUGUCAUUAAGAAAGUUAGUGCACCUGCACCCAUACCAGCGCCACCUGCACCGCAACAAUCCCAGGAAAAGGUUGAUGCCUCACUCGAAAGUUUGCUGAAGUCUCUUGAUCUAGAGAAGUAUUUGAUAAAUUUCCAGGCUGAAGAGGUUGAUAUGAAAGCACUGGCUUACAUGAAUGAAGAAGAUAUGAAGUCUUUAGGAAUUCCAAUGGGUCCCAGGAAAAAGAUACUAUCAGCAUUGGUUCACAAAAAGAGGAAGUCAUCGAAAUCAUUGCCUACCAGUUGAGAGAUAUCUUGGCUUGUGUAUUAGCUAGGCAACCCGUUGAUCUUGGAUAUGUGCAACGGCAUCAUCGACCUGCAGAGUUAACUCCACUGACGUGCAAGAUUCCCAUUGAUUGAGACUUGAGGCAUGUAUAAAUAGAGAACUCCGUGAUGUUGGUAGGGUUUUAAGGCAACUAACAGCUUGUUGAUGUAUGGUUCUAUUGCUAUCCGGAUUAUUUGGAUCAUUGGGAUUGUUCCCCUUAAUCGUAUAAACCUAGUUCUUUCUUGUUGCUGCUGCAUAGUAUGACUAUGCCGAUGAAUGUCACCUAAAUCUCGGCACCA